Messenger RNA from Perca flavescens (yellow perch), 3854 nucleotides. RefSeq names its product adhesion G protein-coupled receptor E5a (gene adgre5a). Gene Ontology annotation, biological process: cell surface receptor signaling pathway; adenylate cyclase-activating G protein-coupled receptor signaling pathway. The record is from RefSeq and is a predicted model, not a curated record. NCBI's taxonomy places the organism in Eukaryota, Metazoa, Chordata, Actinopteri, Perciformes, Percidae. The transcript has 19 exons. Bases 564 to 2912 code for a protein of 782 amino acids. Gene Ontology annotation, cellular component: plasma membrane. Gene Ontology annotation, molecular function: G protein-coupled receptor activity; calcium ion binding.
GAAAUUGCCUGUGCAAAAACACUGUUUCAUAACACAUUGCUGUCAAGGAAGUAAAGUCAAGUGAGCUGGUAUAGCCAUUUUCCAUCAGCCCAUCCUAACAAGAGCAGGAGUUACUUUUCAGAAACUUGUAGCGAUUCUCGCCUACAAUCCUCUGUGUCAGAGGCGUGAUUGAGAAAACCCCUCCCCUGAAAACUAGUCAUCUCAGCAUGUCACCUCAUUAGUGAGAGCAGAUGACGAUUCAAAGGGAAGAAAGAGACAGAGACAAGGAGAGUUAGACAGAGGAGAGGUCAUUGUAUGAGAUGAGAGACUACUGAUUCCAGCUGAUUUUUAUAUAUAUAGAUUAUUUGCAGGUAUCAGCAUAUACUGAAGCUACUUUUUCCACAGCCAUUAACCUGACAAGUGGAUGCAUUUUACUGUUCCUUGGGGAAACUUUUAAAAAGAAUUUGAGAGGAGACGAAAAGAGAAGAACGAGAAGGAGAAAUAACUGUGCCAUCUGAAUGUGAAGAGUUCCCUAGUUUGGGUUGUUUUAACUUUCCUUAUCCAGAUUGGUUCCCUUCUUCACCAUGGCGGCCAGGUGGAAACUCCUCAUACUGGCUCUGUACCUCUCUCUCGUCAUGGUCCUGUCGGAAACAGAAUGCCCUAAAGGAUAUCGUAUGGAAGAUAAAUGCGUUGAUGAAGAUGAAUGUGAUGUGGAGGACGAGGACGAUCCUGAUGUUAUUGGGCCAUGUGGAGAGAAUGCGCUCUGUCAUAACACAAUGGGCAGCUUCAAAUGCCAAUGUCUUGACGGUUACAGAGGGCUGGGGGCUGAAACAUCUCCAACAUGUAAAGACAUCAAUGAGUGUGCGGAGGACAGAGGCAUCUGUGGACUUAAUGCCAUAUGUUUUAAUACAAUUCCACAUUAUUCCUGCAUAUGUGAUGAUGGAUUCAUUUCCACUACUGGGGUGGAACGUUUUCGCCACGGUGACAACGUUACAUGUCAAGAUACUGAUGAAUGUCAAGAGGAAAAGGUUUGUGGUCAAAAUGCAACAUGCAUCAACACACCAGGCAGUUAUCUCUGUGUCUGUAAUGCUGGCUUUGGACUAAAAUCAGGCAAAUCUAACUUCUCUGGCAAUCAGGAGCAAUGUGAAGACAUAUGUAUGAUUGAUAAAACAAUCUGCGGAAAUGGAACCUGCCACCAUGGAGCCAACGGCCAUUACUGUGCAUGCCACGCAGGGUUCACUAACUAUGGCAACAAAGGGUCUCGCUGCACUGCGUUAAACUGUGAUGUAUUCAAAGAUAUGAGCAUUCUGGAAGAGAAAUUGAACUCAUCUCAUAAUCUCAUGAUGCAGUUGACAAAAAGCUGUCUGGACCUUACAGAAAGUGAGAAUCCGACAGAGGUGGAUGGAGAGGAACUAUUAAAGAGACUGCUGUCUUUGAUCGAUAAUCUCUUGUCCCGUGGAGCCUUCAAAGAUAAGAGGAAAGUCUCCACCUUUCUGAACAUGGUGGAGAACAUUCUGGGGUUCAUAGGACCUUUCAUUAAGCCCCCCGGCACAACAAGAUCUUCCACUCACACAGAGGUGGGCCUGCGGGUACAUAAGGGGGCUGACUUACCCCAGGGAGCUGUGACUUUAUCAUCUAACCAUGUUCGGCUGGACAUCCAGUUGGAGACAGCUGCUGGAGAGCCCUCCAAAUACCCUGGCUUUACAACAGUGUCCUUGCUGAGCUAUGCAAACCUGGAAGACUCUGCAGAUGGCUUCUUUAGUGGGAUGAAACGACAAGCGGACGAAAGCUUUAAGAUCAACUCUAAAGUUGUGACCGCCACUGUCAGUAACAGAAACACAAGCCACCUCAAGGAGCCAGUCAAAUUGACUUUCAACCACCUCAAGCAGUCAAAUGAAUCCAACCACACCUGUGUGUUCUGGGAUUCCUCGGAGAAUGGAGGGUCAUGGUCUGCUCGUGGCUGCAGUGUGGUGGAGUCCAGCCCUAACUACACUGUGUGUUCCUGCAACCAUCUGAGCAGCUUUGCUGUGCUCAUGGCGCUCUAUGAGAUAAAGGACAACAACAACAAUGUUGUGUUGAAGCUGAUCACCCAAGCGGGUCUGUCCCUUUCACUAAUUUGCCUGUUCCUCUGCAUCCUGACGUUCUCGCUGAUCCGCUCCAUCAAAAGCCCAAGAACCACCAUCCACCUGCACCUGUGCAUCAGCCUCUUCUUUGCCACCGUUAUCUUCCUUGCAGGCUUUUCUCGUACGGAGAACCGGGUUGGCUGUGCAGUGGUAGCAGGGCUGCUGCAUUUCUUCUUCCUGGCAGCAUUUUGCUGGAUGUGUCUGGAGGGCAUUCAACUCUUCAGGAUGGUAGUCCUGGUCUUUAACGCCAACUUCAAAAUCCUCUACAUGAUGGCAGGUGGCUAUGGAGUCCCAGCUGUUAUUGUCGCUAUAUCUGCCUUAACUAAUCCCAAGGGAUAUGGCACCGAAACAUAUUGUUGGUUAAACCUGGAAUUCAUUUGGAGUUUCUUUGCCCCUGCCUGCGUCAUCAUCAUUGUAAACGUGUUCUUCUUUCUCAUCACUGUGUGGAAGUUGGCACAGAAGUUCUCAAGUUUAAAUCCUGACCUGGACAAUCUGCAGAAAAUAAAGGCGUUCACCAUCACUGCAGUGGCUCAGCUGUGUUUGUUGGGCACCAUGUGGAUCUUUGGUUGCUUCCAGUUUGAGGACACAAUAAUCUCAUCUUACCUGUUUACCAUCUUUGGCAGCUUUCAGGGUGUUAUGCUCUUCGUCAUGCAUUGUCUGUUUUCUAAACAGGUGAGGGAAGAAUAUGGAAACAUCCUGUCCAGAUUCUGUGCACCUGGGAAGAAGAGCUACUCAAACUUCAGUUACUCGCACACGAGCAAAGCUCAUGCAUCAAAGAGCACCCAGGACACAGGAGAGUCUCGCAUCUGAGGAGAUAAACAGUGACGUGGGCGCAAAGUCUGAUUUAUUUCCUAAAGACUGCCAUCUCAGACAUUGGGCCAAAUACUGCCCUGCCAUUUGUGGAAAAUGCAAAAUGUUGUAAAUAGUGUCCUUCUUUACAUUUUCUUAACUUUUUGUUAUUGAGCUGGUCUUUGUAUUUUAAGCUAAAAUGGAACUGUUGAUGGUUAUAAUUUAAUAGAAUUAAGGAUUUCCUUCAAAAUGAGAAAUUACAUUUGUACCGUAUUGUACAGUAUUACCAUAAUAGAGACCCUUUUAAAAACUGAAUGUUUUGAUAUUUGAGUAAAGAUGUUAAGAUGAUCCGUGAUUUAAGCACAUAGUGUACUUUACUUUCAUGUCAACACUUAUUUUAUUUGAGUAAUUUAUUGAACGGUAAAAAAUUAAUCUCUUAUUUUGGACCAAAAUAUCAAAGUGAUAGAUCAUUUUAUGAAGACCUGUUUAAUCAGGUACAUGUAACAUGGCUUGUCAUGUCAUCCAGGUACUUUAUUCAAUCAGCAACAAUCUGAAAGACAUUUCUGAGGCAAGCACUUUUUUUCUGUAUAAUUUAAAUUUAAUUUUUAAAUUGAUAUUAUCUAAAUAUCAUCAACAAAAAGGAGGAUAGUUAUGAAACAGAAAUACAUUUAAAUUUAUGUUUGUGUAUAUUGCUGGGCAAUAGGUAAUUGACUACAUUCCUGCUUUAUUCAGCGUGCUGUAUCAUGUUAAAUAAUUUUUUUCCAAAUAGUUUAAAAGAGUUUUUUAUUUAUCUAGUUUUAAACUUGAAUGUUCAAAGAUAACUUUUUUUAUUAUUGUCUAUAAGAAUGGUAGUACAAUUUUGACUUUCUGAUUGAUGUUUGGUCAAAAUACCUGUCUUUUGUGCUGUAUUUUUCUUGCCUCUCCUGGAAGCUUUAAAUGAAAUAAAUAUCCUGAUGUACCUCA